Molecule: messenger RNA, 1221 nt
Organism: Aureobasidium subglaciale EXF-2481
Lineage: Eukaryota; Fungi; Ascomycota; Dothideomycetes; Dothideales; Saccotheciaceae
Exons: 2
Coding region: 144-1007 (287 amino acids)
Biological process (GO): steroid metabolic process
Cellular component (GO): membrane
Molecular function (GO): 3-oxo-5-alpha-steroid 4-dehydrogenase activity
Source: RefSeq, a predicted model, not a curated record
GGAGUAGCCGGGUGAUGACGACACUGUUUUGGAGAAAGCUCUCGUGAGCUGCCUCUCACCACUCUGACGCGACAAGGUCGUGUAGGAGAGCGGAUCGCGACUCUUUUUAUUUGAACAAAACAGCAUUCAACACAUCAACAAUCAUGGUGCUUGUUCCCGGACUGCUUCCGCCAUCGCGCGAGAAUUGGGUCAUCAUCAACAACCUUUGGCAGUUCUUCCCUGUCGUGACUGGUAUACAAUGGCUCAUUGACUGGUAUCCUCAAGGCAAGACAUCAGUCGAGUCGCGCUUCAAUCUUCCUGGAAAAUGGGCUUGGGCUCUCAUGGAGGCUCCCGGCUUCAUUACGCUGCUCUACAAUAUGAAGACGCUGCCGGCUGAGCUUGGUUUGGGUCCCCUGCCUUGGGUCAAUUGGACUAUGGCCGGUCUCUACUCUAUUCACUACUUCUACCGCGCCAUCCUCUCCCCACUUUUCCUCAACCCCAGCAUGUCGCCCAUCCACCCCAUUGUCUUCGUCUCAGCUCUAGCCUUCAACCUGACCAACUCCCUGUGUCUUUCAGGCUUCCUAGCUGGUUACGGUCCUACCACCGUCUACGACUGGUCUGGCCGCCUCUACUAUAUCCAAGCGGGCCUUGUCAUCUGGGGCUGGGCCCUCCUCGGCAACAUCUUCCACGACGAGGACCUCCGCGAGAUUCGCCGUUCCGCUCUCCGCCGUCAGAAGAUCCAAGCCAAGAAAGAUAACAAGCCCAUUGAAGGUGUCAAGAAGCUUUACAUGAUGCCCAAGAACGGUCUUUUCCAUUACGUGCUUUUCCCUCACUAUCUUUGUGAAUGGUUUGAGUGGGCUGGUUUCUGGAUGAUUGGUGGUUUGGCUUGUACGCCUGCUAGGGCUUUCUUGUUCAACGAGAUCAGCACCAUGUUGCCUCGUGCUCUGCAGGGAAGACGUUGGUAUAUUCAGAAGUUUGGCAAGGAUAGGGUUGGCAACCGCAAGGCUGUCAUUCCUGGUCUCAUCUGAUUCUGGAGAAAAUUCUAGGAUUCGGUCGGUCUUCAUGGACGUUGCUCUAUUCUUUGAAAUUAAUCAUGUCUUUCUAUAGCUGCAAGUACGACUAGGUUCACAAGCAAGGAGAGUAAGCAAUAUGCAUACUUUUUAUGGACCCUGUUUUUACAUGUACAGCUGAAGCUUGCCAGGCCCCUAAACAUAAUACCAUCUUACACUCCUGUUUGCCCCC